ACGUCAAAUGAAUGUGAUAUAAAUUUACGUAAAUAAACUUCAAUAUGCAUAAAAUCUGCCUGUAUGCAAUAUUCUAAGUGGUGUUUAAAUAAAGCAAGAGGACAGAAUUAUUAUUGACAGAAACACAAAUUAAUAAGUGCUAAUAUCCUUUUAAAAAUGACGAAAUUGUUUCUUAAAACCAACCGCAUAUUCUAUGCGGUUUUGCACCGAUUAAAAUACAGCACGGCACCGAAAACAGAAUCCACAAUAAGAAUAAAUGGCGCAGACUUUAUAACCGAUGAUUACACCAACGUAACCCCUAAAAUACUAUCGUAUUUGGAUCGAAACUUGCAUCUUCAGAAAGAUAACCCUCUGUCGAUAUUGCGGCAAAGAAUUGUGAACUAUUUCUAUUCCUCGUUCACGUAUCGAGGCAAUCCAACCUUUAGUGUGUACGAUAACUUGUCGCCGAUCGUCACGACGAAGCAAAAUUAUGAUGAUUUGUUAAUUCCUCUGGACCACCCGAGCCGUGUAAAGUCGGACUGUUAUUACAUUAAUAGGAACACACUGCUGCGAGCUCACAUGACGGCCCAUCAGAGCGAGCUGCUGAGGUCUGGUCUGGACAACUUCCUUAUGAUAGGACCUGUGUUUAGAAGGGAUGAAAUUGAUUCGACACAUUUUCCCAUAUUUCAUCAGGUUGAUGCAGUAAGAUCACAAAGAAGAGAACAUUUAUUUCCCGAAAAUGAGGACUUACACAUAUUUGAGCCAACCUUCGACCCUACAAAGCCUCACGCCUUCACUAACUCCAUCUCUGACCCAACCAAACAAAGUUGCCACACACUAGAAGCAACUAAACUCAUGGAACAUCAAUUAAAAGAACAUCUCCUCGGUCUUAUAAAGACAUUAUUCGGAGACAAUAUCAAAUACCGUUGGGUUGAAGCCUAUUUUCCAUUUACCCAUCCGUCUUACGAAUUAGAAAUAUUCUACAAUAAUAAUUGGCUUGAGGUUCUCGGCUGUGGUAUUGUUAGAAAUGAAAUAUUAGUCAACGCAGGACCAAAUCACACUAUUGCCUAUGCGUUUGGCUUAGGCUUAGAAAGGCUAGCCAUGGCAUUGUAUAAAAUCCCCGACAUAAGGUUAAUGUGGAGUACGGACUCUGGAUUUUUAACACAAUUUCAGAAUAAAGAGCUGAAUGCGGAGAUAACAUACAAGCCUGUAUCUAUGUACCCGCAGUGUACGAAUGACAUAUCAUUCUGGCUGCCAGAGGGGCUCACUAUUGACACAUUUAUGAGCAAUGAUUUCUAUGAUCUAGUCAGAGAUAUUGGAGGUGAUAUUAUUGAACAGGUAAAAUUAAAGGACAAAUUCGUCCACCCAAAGUCGAAGAAGCACAGUUUAUGCUACAGCAUCGUGUACAGACAUCUUGAAAGGACACUGACUCAAGCGGAGGUCAACCAAGUACAUAAGGAGAUUGAGAAAGCGGCCAUCGCGGCGUUCAAUGUUGCUAUUAGAUAGGUUAAUAAAUAUCUAAAUUUAUUUAUAAUAUAUGUCUGAACGACCCUCAGAGUAAAGUAAUGAAGUUGGCAUCCGUCAAAGAUUUUUAUAGAUGGCGCCAUUAUAGAUUUUUAUGUCUCUAGUUUUGUUCUAUGAGAUUUGACUAACCUUUUCAACGCCAAAGACCACUAAAACGGUCAACGUCUGUCGUGCCCGCGACGCCAAUGACCAUUAAAAAGGCUAUGGCGGACGUUGUCAAAGCGACUUUCCUACUGUCAGUUAAGCUUCAUGUUCGCUCUUCACCAGUUAACUUUUUGGCGUCCAUGGCAUUUCUUGACACGUGUGGAAAAGCGUUGAAAAGGUUAAAGGCAUCCAGGUCUGACAGGUAAAACCGAUACUGGCGCCAUCUGUAGAAUACUUCAACCAGUUAACCCUAUUUAAUAUAAUUAAAGCAAAUUAACUUUUAAUCUAACAUUAAAAGUUAAUUUGCUUUAAUUCUAUAAGUUUCCUGACUCUGGUUGCGAAGCUGGUUGAAAUGAUGUGUACACUCAAUAACUGACGAAGCUAAGCGGGCGAAGUGUUUUUAAUUAUCGGCAUACUAUUAUUAUCUUAACGAUAGGUACAGUUGUUUAGUUCAAUUUGAACACUGCGCCCGCUUAGCUAAUUCUGCUGCGGAAGUGUUCCUACGUUAGUAUAAUAAAUAUUUAUGUUAUUGUUUUAAAUGUUUUUUUUUUCAAUUGAUAGGUUCACCACGUACCACAUAAUCUAACCUCCUGGAUCCCAGAAGCGAUGUUUUGUUUUUGAAUUUGGAACCAUGUCUUGUUUAGUGAAAGUUAAAAUAGUACAUUACGAUACAAGUGCGAAAAAUAGGAAAUUCGAAACGAGUGGCGAUAAAUUAAAACACGACCGAAGGGAGUGUUUUAAAUCGACACGAGUUGCGAAUUACCUAUUCGCACAUGUAUCGUACAACGUUUUACAGUACAUAUGGCCCUUUAAAUGUUCGACACAGUAACGUAAUAUGCUACUUCUCGCACUAGUGCUAUAAAGUAGCCCCAUAUGUACUGUAAAUAAUGUUUUGGAAUUUGUCUUUUAUAAGGGCCUCUGGGACUUAGGAGGCUAACGGAGUCCGCUUCCUGGCGCGGACGCACGCGCGCGGGUGCCAACAGUGUUGACCGGACGUUAAUUAGGAUUGGCCAUUAACCAUUACAAAUUGAACCAUAAACUGUGAACGUUCGUUACUGUUUACGGUUCAAUUUGUAAUGGUUAUUGUCAAUUCUAAUUAACAUUCGGCCAACACUGGGUGCCAUUGUAGGUAAAAUCCGCCGCACCCGUCGGCGUCAGUGGCGUUCAUACUAUUUUUUUUUAAACCGUUCACUCGCGCCACCUAGCGGACACCCUAAGUCAUUAUAACUUUCAUGACACAUUAGUUACAACUGGAAUGUCAUGUAAACGUGUCUUAAAUAAAAAAAAAAUAUACCUAUUCAUAUGGUUGA
This is a messenger RNA of Cydia pomonella (codling moth), 2957 nucleotides long. It is a transcript of the gene PheRS-m, whose product is annotated as probable phenylalanine--tRNA ligase, mitochondrial. Gene Ontology annotation, cellular component: cytoplasm; mitochondrion. Gene Ontology annotation, biological process: phenylalanyl-tRNA aminoacylation. The record is from RefSeq and is a predicted model, not a curated record. The coding region runs from base 157 to 1485 and encodes 442 amino acids. NCBI's taxonomy places the organism in Eukaryota, Metazoa, Arthropoda, Insecta, Lepidoptera, Tortricidae. Gene Ontology annotation, molecular function: tRNA binding; ATP binding; phenylalanine-tRNA ligase activity. The transcript is spliced from 3 exons.